UGCUUUCUUAAUGUUUCAUCUAAAUACGAAGCUGGGAUGAAUCUUAAGGUUGAUCUUAUUAGGAAGGUCUACAAAUUUUCAAUUGAAUACGAUUUGAGUGUGAAACAUCAAAAUAGAUUUCGAUCACUCAGCAAUGCAAAAGAUUUGGAAGUUUGCACGUUUUUGAAUGGAACUCUUCGAAAACAUAAUACAAUUCUCAAGUGGAUGUUCAGUAUCGUUGAGCCAAUGACGCCAAAAGGAUUCUUCCAUCCAUGUCCAUAUUACGGAAUUGUAGAGAUGAACAAUAUUGUUCCAGCAUUUUCAAGCAAUUCAUUAAAAUUAUUUCUUGUCGGAACCUACAAAAUUAAAGUCAAGCUUUAUAAUGCUGAUGAUGACAACAUUGCAACAAUUCGAGCUACAGGCGAAGCAAACAAUAUCAAGGAUUGAUUUCAUCUUUUAAAAGGAGCAAAAUACAAAUACAUAUGUAUAAAAAGAUAUUUUUAUAUAUAUUCUAAUAAAGGAAAUAUAACUUACACUGCAAAUUCAUUAUAUUUAUUCCACUACGAAAGUUGAACUGUUUUACAAAAUUUAUUGAAAUUCAUUCAACAGUCUGCUAUUACAAUUAAUACUGUGAAGUUUCCUUCACAAUUGCGAAAUUUAUAUUGAAUUUUAUCACAAAGCUCUACACCAAAUACUUAAAAGCAGAC
This is a messenger RNA of Clunio marinus, 686 nucleotides long. Lineage: Eukaryota; Metazoa; Arthropoda; Insecta; Diptera; Chironomidae. The record is from the annotation of a GenBank genome assembly.